Messenger RNA from Tarenaya hassleriana, 1036 nucleotides. Its product is annotated as transport and Golgi organization 2 homolog. The record is from RefSeq and is a predicted model, not a curated record. The coding region runs from base 21 to 848 and encodes 275 amino acids. The transcript is spliced from 5 exons. Lineage: Eukaryota; Viridiplantae; Streptophyta; Magnoliopsida; Brassicales; Cleomaceae.
AAAAAAAACCUGAAAAAAAAAUGUGCAUCGCAGCAUUUGUAUGGCAAUCUCAUCCUUUAUACCCAUUGAUCCUCCUCCAGAACAGAGACGAGUACCAUAACAGGCCAACGAAGGAAGUGGGAUGGUGGGAUGAUGAAGAAGAAGGGAAAGGAGAGAUAUUGGGAGGAAGGGAUGAGAUGGGAGGAGGGACAUGGUUGGGUUGCUCAAGACAAGGCAGAGUGGCUUUCCUUACAAAUGUCUUGGAGCUUCAUCCUUCUUCUGAUGCUGCAACCAGAGGAGACCUCCCUCUUCUUUUCUUGAAAGGUACAAAGAGUCCAAUGGAGUUUGGUCAGGAACUGGCUAAGGAAGCACAUCACUACAAUGGGUUUAACCUAAUAGUUGCAGACAUACCUUCGAGAUCGAUGGUUUAUAUUUCCAACAGACCCAAAGGAGAAUCUGUUGCCAUCCAAGAGGUUGUUGCUGGUGUUCAUGUUCUCUCCAACGCAAAACUUGAUUCCCCAUGGCCUAAGGUUCAAAGGCUAGAACAUAACUUCAAGAAAAUGCUUAGUAGAUACUGGGAAGGCGAAGUACCCGUGAAGGAGAUGGCUGAAAAGCUUAUGAAGGACCGAGUCAAAGCCGAAGAAAGCAGGUUGCCCGGGAUUUGUGACACUGACUGGGAAUACAACCUGAGCUCUGUGUUCGUCGAAGUGGACACUCCGCUGGGUCGUUACGGAACGAGAAGCACAGCAGCAUUGGCAGUGAGAGACACAGGGGAAGUAGUCUUCUAUGAAAAGUACCUGGAGAAAGGUGAAUGGAAGGAGCAUGAACUGAGUUACUUCAUCCAAAAGCCAAAAUGGACAGAAGCAUAAUGACAUGACAAGAUGAUAUAGGAAUAUUAUCUGUUACUUGUAAUCAUUAUGAGAAAUGUCAAGUUGUAAUUGUCUUCUCCAAUCCUCCUGUGACUAUCAAAUAUGCCCCUCCUCUCCAAUAUUGUUGUAUAUAGGGCUUUUUCAUUGGUCUAGAUUCUCGUUAUUCUUGUAUAUAGAGCUUUUUCAUU